Messenger RNA from Liolophura sinensis, 1134 nucleotides. Its product is annotated as fibrinogen-like protein 1. The record is from RefSeq and is a predicted model, not a curated record. Lineage: Eukaryota; Metazoa; Mollusca; Polyplacophora; Chitonida; Chitonidae. The transcript has 5 exons. Bases 1 to 1134 code for a protein of 377 amino acids.
AUGUGUGACAAGGAUUCCCUGACACCGAGCAACAUUAAGGGCAAACCGUUCAGCACUGUUGAAAACGACGUCAGAGAUAACUGCUCGGCGACAUUCCAAGCCGGCUGGUGGUUCGCCAAGAACUGUAAAGCGGCCAAUCUAAACGGGCCUCUUGACAAAUGUGGAAUAUGUGUGAAAGCGUGGGCGUAUAAAGAACAGUUCGGAGCUCACUACAACACUUUCUGGAUUGGCAACGUGUCCUUACACCAGAUCACGAAGCAAGGCGUGUACAGACUGGAUGUUGGAGUGGCGAAGCAUGGCGAAUCCCCUUGUCAGAAUGGUGGGGAAUACCUGGAUGCUGAAGACAGGUGUAGAUGUGUGGAGAGUUAUGCCGGGCUCACCUGUCAACGGAUAAUGAGAGGUGUUCUCAGAGAAAAACCAAUGCACUUAACUGACUAUCUGGUUUUAGACUGUUCUGGGGAUCAAACAAAUUGUUCUGAAGGGCACAUCGAUCGGAUUCGGGUAACCCAAGAAUUUUACAUCCAACCAAAGGACUCACCACACCCAUUCCGUGUGAAAUGUAACAACCACGCUACUGGCGGUAUGACCCAUUUGACAUUUAGAAGCUACUGGGCUAAUCCUAAACCGAGCUUUGUGGAGACCUGGCAGGCGUACAAAGAAGGAUUCGGGAACAGGUACAAGGACUUCUGGAUUGGGAACGAGUAUAUUCAUCAAAUCACACGACAAGGAGAGUACGAAGUGGAAGUCGGAGUAGCGCUAUACGGAGAAUCUUUCAAAUUUGUUUACUACGACUCGAUAUAUGUGGGGAACGAAACCGAGCGCUACGCUAUACAUCUGGGACCUUAUCGCCCAGGUACAAUGGACGGCGACUCCCUGACACCGAGCAUCGACCCACGACGUAACAUUAACGGCAAACCGUUCAGCACCUAUGACAACGACGUCAGCAACGACUGUACAACGACAUUUCAAGCCGGCUGGUGGUUUGCUGAGGACUGUACUGCGGCCAAUCUCAACGGACCUUUGUUGAAAACAAACGUACCCCGGCUCAACUAUUUAUACAAUUAUGGAAGCCAGCCACUUCAAGGCGGAUACAUGCAAAUAAGGGUCAAAAAAUACUACAGCGAAAUGCCAUGA